UAGGUGCAGGCAAAUGUCUUACAAUCCUGUCUGUCUCCAGAGUGUCGCAAAAUUCGAAUUGAAAAAUAUGCGACAUAAUUUCAACCUAGUGUGAAAAUUAGGUCCACCAACUAAUAGUAGUGUUCCAACUUUAACCAAUUCUAUAUCAUAAAACGUAUCCUUAGUGAUUGCUGUACCUCCAAGAAUGAAGCUCUCAUUGAUACCAUUAUUUGGUAUUUUUUGUAGCGUAAUAAGUUUGGUACAAGCCGUUAGUUAUGAUGCAGCCUUCAACAAGGAAUUGAUUCAUUAUAAUCAUUAUCAAUUCGACAAUGACAAGUAUGAAAUAAUUGAUGCUAAUAAUGUCAUUGGAUUUAAUGGUUUGAAUCAAUUUGUUAGUAUUGCCACCGAUGGAAAUGUCAAUUGGAUUAUAGAGGAUAUUAAUCAAUUUAAUCAAUUUAAAGUUGUUGGAACUUAUAUUUAUUUAUAUUCCGAUAUAUCCUCAUCUAUUACCAUUUUGGAAUUAAAUUCAGGAGUUUUAGUAAAGACUAUAAGAGCAAAUUCAAGCAAAUUUGAUAUUAUAAAUUUCUUUGAUACUGGAGCUUUAUUAUUAAAUCAGGAUGGAACACUCUUGUAUAUUGAUGAUGACAAACAAGAAGUUAUCGACCAACUUUCUUUAAAGAAUUCUAUAGGGUCAACUCAUUAUGAGCAAUUGAAUGGAUUUGCCUAUCUCAUAAUCGAUAGAAACUAUCUUAUUAAAUUAGAUUCCAACAAGUCAAUCUUAAAUAAAGUCAGAUUGAAUUUAGCAAAUAUAAAAGAAUUUAAAGAUUUGACCAUUAUAGAUGAUCUUGGUAAUAUUUCCAUAGUAAGUGAUAUAGAUAAUGAAAUUAUUGUUAAAAAUAUUGAAUUAUCUAUUGGUGGUUUACAUAUAAUUAAUGCUAAAUAUUAUUACAAUAUUGAAGGUAAUAACAAAUUGGUAUUAUAUACCCUCAAAAAUGAUCAAUUUGAAAAAGUUUGGGAGAAAUCAAUUAUCAAUACUGAAAUUGAUGAUGUUAAGGCUAUUUCAUAUGGAUUAAGUGAUUACUUAAUAAUUCUGAAAUCUAAUGGAUCUAAGGAAGUACUUGAUUUAACUGAUUUCUUAGAUCUUGAUGAUACAUCUAGUAUAAAGGAAAUCAAAAUUAAAGUAUCUGAUAUUCCAAAUAGAAUUGAUAUUAUUACAUCUUUUGAAAAUGUAAUUCAAUUGGUAAGUGUUAAUAAUAAUCUUGAUGGUAAUAUUUAUGAUUUACAAGAUGGAAGUCAAAUUAAAUCUUUCAAGAAUUCAGAAUCUCAGCUUUUAAUUAAUAAUGAUAUUUAUUUAAUCAUUGAUAAACCAGCUUCAAAAAAUGCCAUUAAUGAAGUUAAUAAUUUAUUACAUGAAGAAUCAACUUUACUCUUGAAGAAUUGGAUUAAAAGAGCAAUUAGACAUUUAAGUCAAUUAGGAAGGUAUGUAACUUCAUUCAUUACUUCUUCACAUACUGAUGUUCUUUCUGAAAUUGAAGAUGAUACAGGUCUUACCAAAUAUGUUUUACUUUACGAUAAUGGAUCUAAAUCAAUUAUAGCAAUUAAUUCUAGUACAGGUAAAUUUGAAUGGAAAGCAUCUGUAUCUGAAGCUCCAAAGAAAUUUCUUCAAGUAAAUGAUAAUAUAAUUGCACUUUUCAGUACUUCUAUUAUUGAAAUUGAUCCAUUAGAUGGUUCAUUGGUAUCUAGAACCCCUGUUGAAGAUGCAGUAAGUAUCACUUUGGCACGAGGAAAUGCUAAAAAGGAUACUUUUAUAAUUGAGAAAUCAAAUUCUUUUGAAGCAAUUUCUCCUAUUGCUCAAGAUGCAUUUGCAUUUAAAUCAAAUAGUGAAAAAGUUCAAGGUCAUAAAUUAGUUCAUGGUGGAAGUAAAUCAUCAAUUCAAACUUGGACUUUUCAACCAAAAGGUGAGAAAAUUCUUGAUGCUAUUAGUAAAGAUUGGAAUUCAGUUACUGCAUCGAUUGGAACUCCAUUGGCUGAUAAAUCUAUUUUAUAUAAAUAUUUAAAUCCUAAUGUGAUUGCAAUUUUGACUGAAACUGAUCAAAAACAAUUAAAAUUAUAUCUUAUUGAUGGAAUAUUAGGAACUGUUCUUGAAAUAUUUGAACAUACAAUUAAUGAAGUAAUUGAUUUUUCCAGUAUUAAUUUAAUAAUUGAUGAUAAUUGGGUAAUCUAUUCUUAUUUUGUAAAGGCACCAAAAUUAGAACAAAGAAUUAAUGUUAUUGAUUUAUAUGAUACUGAUAAAUCUAUUAAGAAUGGUCCACAAGUUAUUAUAUCAUCUCAUGAACAAAAUUCUACAAUUAAUUCAUUUACGGAGAAAUCAUUUAUAUUUCCUGAAAGAAUUAUUAAUUUAAGUUCAAGUAAAUCAAGUAAUGGUAUUACUGUAAAAUCCAUUACUGCUUUAACUGAAUCAGGAUAUUUAAUAGAAAUUCCCAAAUAUAUUUUAAAUAGUAGAAGAAUUGAAGAUAGACAAUUAAAUCAAGAAGAUUAUUUAAAUGAUUUUAAACCACUUGCGUAUGAUCCAGUUAUAUCAAUUAGUACUUAUUCAGUAUUAAAUCAUAAACAUAAAUUAAUUACUAAUAAAAAUAUUAAGGGAGAAAUUUUAAUAGUUCCAACUCAUUAUGAAUCAACUUCAGUAAUUUGUUAUAUUAAUAAAUAUAAUUAUUUCUGUUCAUUAAUUCAACCAUCUUCAUCAUUUGAUACUUUAGGAAGUGGAUUUGAAACAGUUAAAUUAUUAUUAACUAUGGCAGCUUUAUUGGCAGUAUACAUUAUUACAAAACCUUUAGUAUCUAAUAAAAAAUUAAAUGAUCAAUGGUUACAUAGUUAGUUAAAAAUUAAAAUUAAAUAAAAAUUAAGUAAUUUAAUAUUAAAAUAUUAUUCAUUAAAAUGUCAUUAUAUAAUCAACUUAUUUAGUUGAAAAUUGACUCGUUACUUUGUAUAUACUGUAUAAAUUCACCAUUUGUAGAUUCGUUAACUCCGAAAACCUGCCAAUUUAAAUUUUGUUUAUAAUCUGUACUGUUAUUAUUGUUAUCAUUAUUAUUAUUUUCAUAUUGAUAAAUUAACCAAAUUAAUUCAUAUGCUAAACUUGAUACAAGAUAUGAUUUUAAUUUGUUAAUUAAGAAAAAUGAUGGUACUAUAU
Molecule: messenger RNA, 3166 nt
Organism: Scheffersomyces amazonensis
Lineage: Eukaryota; Fungi; Ascomycota; Pichiomycetes; Serinales; Debaryomycetaceae
Exons: 1
Coding region: 185-2854 (889 amino acids)
Biological process (GO): protein folding in endoplasmic reticulum
Cellular component (GO): EMC complex
Source: RefSeq, a predicted model, not a curated record